UCCCAGACUGGAGGGACUGCUCAAAGAGCAGCACAAGAUCUUCAUGGAUGUUCCCUGGAUAAAACAUCACCUGAUUAAGGCAAAUGUCAAGACUGCCAAGUAUUAGCAGCCUGUCUCAUACUCCAGUGCGGUGCAAGAAGUGUACAGAUAUGGCUACAUCUGCUUCCUGCUACAAGGUGCUCAGUGCUUCUCCAGACUGGAUCACACCACACAAGUACUCGUCCCACACUCAGAGGUCAGCUCAUACUGGAGCAACCUCAGCUCCGAGUGCAGGUUCUGUGUGGCUGAAACCACUCAUUGUUUUCACCAAUUAUAAAAAUCAGCCAAAAGUUUCAAAGGACAGGAGGAAAAAACAAGCUGGGUGUCAGAAGUACCACUUCUGCUCUUCAGAAUGAGAUGCCAUCGCUGCUGUUGGAGGAAGCAGGAUUGUCUCUAGUGCCUGUACUAUGAUCAGCAUCAUCCAAUCUUUGGAGCCAAACCCGUAGCAGCUGUAGGAACAAAUCUAAAAAAGCUGAAAUUGGCACAAAGGAAAAAGUCCCAGAGGCUGAUUACAGUAAAGUGAUCAACAUGUGAACCAGUAAUCCUCAGAGCCCUUCUGAGGAAGGUGUUGGUGCAAGCUUUUCUCAAGAACACCAGAAGCUGGAAGCCAAAACACAACUCCUCCACUGAGUAUGGGCUUAAGAAAAAGCCAGUAGGAAGCCCAAAAAUGCAGCCAACCACAGGAGCAACAAAACAAGGGGCUGGAUGAACAAGGACAGGAACUUAAGGCACCCUCUUCUCCCAACAAGCUCAUGAGGAAAAAAACAGUUCUUGAACACUUAGACUGGACAUUAGGAAGAAUUUCUUCACCAUGAGAGUAGUGAGACACUGGAACAGGUUGCCCAGGGAGGUUGUGGCUGCCCCAUCCCUGGAGGUGUUCAAGCCCAGGUUGGAUGGGGCGUUGGGCAGCGUGAUUUAGUGGGAGGUGCCCUGCCCAUGGCAGGAGAGUUGAAACUAGAUGAUCUUUAAGGUCACUUACAACCCUAACUAUACCAUGAUACUAUGAUACUAACACAGCCCCAGCAAAGACAAGUAAAGUAGCACCCCAUCCCUCUUGAGGAAAGCUGUCUGAUGAGAAGCAAGCCCAUACAGGACCUAAAAGACAAUCUGAGACAGACAAAGCACUUAGAUAAACUUUAGGAAAGAAAAACUGUUAAGCUACUUUUAGCAAAAGUCAAUGUAACAAUCAUUUUAUGAAGAUGGCAAAGCGCAGAUGAUGUCUCUCAGUGACCUGACCUUCAGUUUUGCCUUGGUGACGUCGCCGGACUAGAAGGUCCUUCUAAGGGCCCCACCUGUGACAUCACACAGUGUCCAGUGCUGGGUGCCCACCUACCUGCCGCAGCAGAGCGCUGGGCAGUCACCAUGGUGCGUGGGCACACCACUAGCCCCGACAUAUGAUGCGCACCAGCACUGCCCCAUGCAUCUCCCUCCAGCACUCCCACCAUGGAUGAUGCUGUGCUCCUUGGAAAGAAAGGCUACAGACUGAAGAACACAUAUGGAAAAGGCUCUUAUGGCAAAGUGAAAUCUGCCUACUGCAACCGGCUGAAACGCCUAGUUGCCAUCAAGAUAAUCGACAAGAACAAAGCUCCUCAGGACUUCCUGAAAAAGUUUCUUCCCAGGGAACUUGAGGCUUUGACAUCUUUACAGCACCCCUCAAUCAUCAAAACCUAUGAGAUUUUUGAGACAUCAUCUGGGAAAGUGUACAUUGUCAUGGAGCUGGGGGAAAAGGGAGACCUCCUGGACUACAUCAGGACCCUGGGAGCUAUGGAAGAGGAUGUGGCUCGUGUCAAGUUUCAGCAGUUGGCUUCUGCUGUCAAGCAUUGCCACGACUUGGACUUUGCUCACAGGGACCUGAAAUGUGAAAACAUCAUUCUCGAUAAAGACCUCAACAUGAAGCUGUCCGACUUUGGCUUUUCCAAACGUUUGUCUCGAGAUGAAAAUGGAAGAACUAUUCUCAGCAACACCUUCUGCGGCUCUGCUGCAUACGCAGCCCCUGAAGUGCUACAGGGUGUGCCUUGUGACCCCAGGAUUUCUGACAUAUGGAGCCUGGGUGUCAUCCUGUACAUAAUGGUCUGUGCUUUAAUGCCGUUUGAUGAUUCCAACAUCAGGAAAAUGAUACAUUUUCAGAGACAGCACAAGCUGCCCUUCCCCGACACAAAGCACCUGACUGCAGAAUUCAAGGACCUCAUUUACCACAUGCUCCAGCCCGAUGUGACUCGGAGGAUGCAUAUAGACGAAGUUUUGAAACACCCAUGGUUGCAGACUCCAAAAUCCACAAUCCCUUCCCAUCUGCCAGCUGCAGAAGAGGGAGAGAGUUCCCAAAAGCUGCAGGAAGAAAGGCCUAAGGACAAGCAGCAAGCCAAAUCUCAUUCUGCAGAAGGGGAAGGAGAGAAGGAAACACGAUCCUCCGGUAAGAAUGGCUGGUUUUAACAACACAGUUGGUCUAACUUGUGAACGGCUGC
This is a messenger RNA of Cuculus canorus (common cuckoo), 2501 nucleotides long. RefSeq names its product testis specific serine kinase 2 (gene TSSK2). Gene Ontology annotation, biological process: intracellular signal transduction; microtubule cytoskeleton organization; protein phosphorylation. The coding region runs from base 1483 to 2469 and encodes 328 amino acids. Gene Ontology annotation, cellular component: cytoplasm. NCBI's taxonomy places the organism in Eukaryota, Metazoa, Chordata, Aves, Cuculiformes, Cuculidae. Gene Ontology annotation, molecular function: tau-protein kinase activity; ATP binding; protein serine/threonine kinase activity. The transcript has a single exon. The record is from RefSeq and is a predicted model, not a curated record.